Nicotiana attenuata is the source of this 1708-nucleotide messenger RNA. RefSeq names its product lysophospholipid acyltransferase 1-like. The transcript is spliced from 8 exons. Bases 64 to 1455 code for a protein of 463 amino acids. Gene Ontology annotation, molecular function: acyltransferase activity. NCBI's taxonomy places the organism in Eukaryota, Viridiplantae, Streptophyta, Magnoliopsida, Solanales, Solanaceae. Gene Ontology annotation, biological process: lipid modification; triglyceride biosynthetic process; phospholipid biosynthetic process. The record is from RefSeq and is a predicted model, not a curated record. Gene Ontology annotation, cellular component: endoplasmic reticulum; membrane.
UAUAGGAAUUUAUACUUAAAUUAAAAUAAAAAGGACCCAUUUUUAUUUUUUGUUUUGUCCAAAAUGGAGCUGCCGGAGAUGGAAUCAAUGGCGACGGCGAUCGGAGUAUCGGUACCUGUGCUUCGAUUUCUACUCUGUUUUAUCGCCACCAUUCCGGUGAGCUUCCUCCGCCGUUUUGUUCCUUACGCCACCGGAAAACACCUAUACGCCGCCGUGAUGGGCGGUUUUUUGUCCUACUUGUCGUUUGGAUUCUCUUCGAAUCUUCAUUUUUUGGUGCCUAUGGUUUUGGGUUACGGUUCUAUGGUUGUAUCGAGGAGUUAUUGUGGGAUCAUCACUUUCUUCAUUGCUUUUGGUUACCUUAUUGGAUGCCAUGUUUACUACAUGAGUGGGGAUGCGUGGAAGGAAGGAGGUAUUGAUGCAACAGGAGCUUUAAUGGUGGUAACACUAAAAAUAAUUUCAUGUGUUAUCAAUUACCAAGAUGGAUUGUUGAAGGAGGAGGAUUUGCGUGAGGCUCAGAAGAAAAAUCGUUUGCUCAAGUUGCCAUCUGUACUUGAGUACUUUGGUUACUGUCUGUGUUGUGGAAGUCAUUUUGCUGGUCCAGUGUAUGAAAUGAAGGAUUACCUUGACUGGACGGAGAGAAAAGGCAUCUGGAAAUCUACUGAGAAAGGACAUCCAUCACCUUUUGGGGCAACUUUGAGGGCUCUUCUUCAAUCUGCUUUUUGUAUGGGGUUGUACCUCUACUUGGUGCCUCUUUACCCGCUUACCAGGUUCUCUGACCCACUAUACCAAGAAUGGGGUUUCUUGAAACGGUUGAGUUACCAAUAUAUGGCGGGAUUUACUGCGCGGUGGAAAUAUUAUUUUAUCUGGUCAAUCUCAGAAGCCUCUAUCAUUAUUUCUGGCUUGGGGUUCAGUGGUUGGACAGACUCUUCUCCACCGAAACCACGAUGGGACCGUGCAAAAAAUGUUGACGUAUUGGGUGUUGAGUUGGCAAAAAGUUCAGUUCAGUUACCUCUUGUAUGGAACAUUCAAGUCAGCACCUGGCUGCGACACUAUGUAUAUGAGAGGCUCGUACAGAAGGGAAGGAAGCCUGGUUUCUUCCAGUUGCUGGCUACACAGACUGUCAGUGCUGUAUGGCAUGGACUAUAUCCAGGGUACAUUAUAUUCUUUGUUCAGUCCGCUUUGAUGAUUGCUGGAUCAAGAGUCAUUUACCGAUGGCAGCAAGCUACAAAAGGUACUCUGUUUGAGAAGAUACUAACAUUGAUGAACUUUGCGUACACCCUGUUGGUUCUAAACUACUCCGCUGUUGGCUUCAUGGUAUUAAGUCUGCAUGAAACGCUCACUUCUUAUGGAAGUGUGUACUAUAUCGGAACCAUUAUACCGAUUGUACUAAUCCUGCUCGGUAAAGUGAUUAAGCCAGCAAAACCUGCGAGAUCUAAAGCUAAGAAAGAAGAGUGAGUUUGAUCGUGCUUCUCGAGAUGGUUGCUUAGAUUUUUUCAGAGAAAAAUUAGAGCUUUGCUUCUUCUAUUUGUUUUAUGAGUCUGUAAAACAUCUCUUCUAGUUGCUGGUAAAGCAAUUUGUUUGAGCACAAUAGGACCUUUAACAUUUUUUCCUUCAAAUUUACUGGCUACCAAAAAUCAUGUAGCCAACUGUGUAAUUUCUAAUAGCAUCUGGGCAAAAAGAAGUUAUUGAGAAGUUUUGCUUUUGCAUC